Corticium candelabrum is the source of this 2157-nucleotide messenger RNA. RefSeq lists its product as uncharacterized. Bases 373 to 2157 code for a protein of 594 amino acids. The transcript has 7 exons. The record is from RefSeq and is a predicted model, not a curated record. Lineage: Eukaryota; Metazoa; Porifera; Homoscleromorpha; Homosclerophorida; Plakinidae.
AUAGAUGGACGUUUCUUCUCAUUUUCACCGUUUCGAUGGCUCGAGAGCAAAAGCCAAGCGUACACUGUGGUAAGAAGUUCAAUUUACUCAAAUCAGAGUGCGAUUGAGGGGCUUUGUAAAGCGCCUUUGGCUCUAACUUUGACGUAAAACAAAAAGUAUAUUUUCUUGUCAAUAACGAGCAACAGUAUUUCUUUGCUAAACAACGCAGUGAUCGUAAACGUAUGUGCAGGUGCCGGUGAGUACACAAUCAAUCAGACACACAUCGACGUCUACCUUCUGCCCAACGCCUACUUCACUCUACGGCCAUUCUUACCUCCACUGGCAAACAGCAAUAUCACUUGGUUCGCUGCAGAGAACAAAACCGACCUGCUGAUGAGUAACAGCAAACAACUGCAAAAAAACUUAAACAUCGGUCCUAUGACAAUGAAGUUACAUCAUAUGAGGGUAAUGUAUGUCGUGCAUUACAAACAACAAGGGAAAUUGAUAAAAUACGUCAGUAAAUCUGCUACUCUACGUUUGGCAGCUGAUAAACUUAUUGUAAGUACAACACACGAGAACAAUUUCGAUGGCCUUGUUGAAGUGCCUGAAGCACGCUCUAGACAAACACGACAAGUUUACUGCUACAAGUUUAGUCUUUCGAAAAGCAUGGCUCAAAGGGAUAUUCCUAGAGUAAAUCAUCUGCUUUACAAAAUGGAAGGAAAGAGAAGAAGAACCGUUCCAACCUCCCGCUAUUACUAUCAAAAUGGUUGCCUACAAAUGAAUGGGAUGAAACAAAGGGACAAUGGAAAAUAUAUGCUACUUAUAAAAACUUGUCUAUCGUCAAGAACCGUAUCGGUCAUAUAUUUCACUAUCAAGGUUGUUUCGUCAGCUGGUUUGACUACAAGUAUAAUGUCAUCUGCUAGUCCCACAACGGCCGAACGUUCAAGCCGCAGCGCCAGUCCCAAAGCACAGACUACAGUCUUUCCAACUACAAAUACAAUCACAACAUCAACCGAACCCGUAUACAAUCCAACAAAACCUACUCCAAUGACAAUGACAACUGGUGUUACUGUUCAAGUUUUACAAACUGCAACUGCCACGUUGUCGGCAGACAACGAUUCUAUGGUAACAGAAGUACCAACACUAUCAAGUACUAGAAAUCAAGUGUUGACAAGGUCAACGCUUGAAUCAUGGGUUAUAGUAACAAUUGCUGCAUUCGUUUUCCUCCUCUUCAUUGUGAUCGUCUUCUUGUUCUACAAGCACCGUCAAACACUGCUGACAUUCUGUUUCUCAAGUUGCCGUAAAAUUAGAAAAGGUAGACGUCAAUCUGCAGGCAACUGGCACGACAACUGCGAUACUAAAUUCUACGAUUUCAACGUAGGAAGAGAAGAGCUAACUACGGGUACAUUUCGUAGACGUACAUCUGAGGGGCAUUUGUACGCAGAAACGCCAAUCGAACAAUCACACACAGUCGAGCACACAAGCCAUACUUUACCAGACAUCAUUACAGAGGCUGCGGCUCAAAAAACCAUUGACGCCACAGCCGACAAAAUCGACGGAGACGUACAACCUACCGAGUUAGUGAAUAAAGAAAUCCACGAAAUGCCCAUUUAUGCUUGCGUUAACAAGAAGAAAUCAGUUCGUGCUCCUCAAGAAAACAUCAAGCCGACUCCAUCGGUGGCGGUGCCUCACAGUUCAGCCUACGUGCCCAUAUGCAUCCCUCCCUCCCCGAAAGUGAAUACUCCGUCUACAACCGAAAACACACCAGAAGACAUUCGUGUCAAAGACACAAACUCCAAUACAAGCCCCAUUGACGGCACACAAAACAAACCUCAACAUCCAGUUCCUUUUGGUCUCUAUAAAUCUAAAAAAGAGAAAUCUGAGAAAGUUGAUUCCAAAAAGUUGGAAGAGAAAGAUUUGAAAACAAAGGAAGACGCCAAGAAAGACAGCCAUCAAGACACCGCUCAACGGUCUGAUCAAAUCACACAAACAGACACCAGUCAAGAACCCAGCCAAAGUACCGGAAAAGACACCGACCAAGACUCGACUGUUUUGUAUGCGCAACUGAUGACACCAAAACCAAAGAAUGAUGAUGCAACGGAAAAAGCUGACAGUCGAAGCAAGCAUGGUAUUCAGUACGUCGAACUCGACCUCUCUGCACUCAACAAAAAGCUGUGA